Molecule: messenger RNA, 1309 nt
Organism: Bufo gargarizans (Asiatic toad)
Lineage: Eukaryota; Metazoa; Chordata; Amphibia; Anura; Bufonidae
Gene: PDCD10
Product: programmed cell death 10
Exons: 8
Coding region: 265-903 (212 amino acids)
Biological process (GO): positive regulation of MAP kinase activity; regulation of Golgi organization
Cellular component (GO): FAR/SIP/STRIPAK complex; Golgi apparatus
Molecular function (GO): protein kinase binding
Source: RefSeq, a predicted model, not a curated record
UCGAAAGGUAAACUCGUCGGACUGAUUCCGGGCAACGCCUUAUUUCUUCUUCAGGACGGCGGACACUUCCUAGAGCGGACUUCCGGCGACAGGGACUCCACAGCGGUGGUGGGAGCACGAAGCCGGGGGGCUGCCUCAUCCGCUCUCCGGAUCACAGGGUAACAGAAUAAUUUCUUGCACGAGAAGGAAAGCCGGCAUCGAGCGCACUGAAUGAGGAGUCUUCUGCUUCCAUAGCGCCAUAUUCUAACAGCCUGGUCUCUUUGAAUGAGGAUGACAAUGGAAGAGAUGAAGAAUGAAGCAGAGACUACUUCUAUGGUUUCCAUGCCAUUGUAUGCGGUUAUGUAUCCAGUAUUCAAUGAGUUAGAGCGUGUGAACCUUUCAGCGGCUCAGACUCUUCGGGCAGCUUUUAUAAAGGCAGAAAAAGAGAAUCCAGGCCUCACACAAGAUAUAAUUACAAAAAUCCUUGAAAAGAAGAGUGUGGAAGUAAACUUUACCGAAUCCCUUCUGCGUAUGGCAGCUGAUGAUGUGGAAGAAUACAUGAUUGAAAGGCCUGAACCGGAGUUCCAGGAACUGAAUGAAAAAGCACGGGCACUUAAACAGAUCCUUGGCAAAAUACCUGAUGAAAUCAAUGACAGAGUGAGGUUCCUGCAGACAAUCAAGGACAUUGCAAGUGCGAUAAAGGAACUUCUUGACACAGUCAACAACGUCUUCAAAAAGUAUCAAUACCAGAACCGCAGGGCGCUUGAGCACCAAAAGAAAGAAUUUGUAAAAUACUCUAAAAGUUUUAGUGAUACUCUCAAAACCUAUUUUAAAGAUGGAAAGGCAUUAAAUGUAUUUAUAAGUGCCAACCGCCUAAUUCAUCAAACCAACUUGAUACUCCAGACCUUUAAAACUGUGGCCUGAAACGUGUAAAUGAACGAGAGCUGUAAUUUUACGUGGUGGACAGAGCUACUUUUAUUCUGUAAAUUAAGUUUUGACUGUAUAAAUUAUCAGUUCCGCCAGAGGGACAGAAAUGCAGGAUGUUUAAUGGGAUUAUUGCCAUCUUACACCAUAUUUUUGUAAGAUUUAUUGUAGCUUAUCAUAAUCUCACAAUGAAGAUUUUGCAUCACUUUUUGCUAUUAUCAUUCUUUUCAGAAUUAUAAGCCAAAAGAAUUUACGCCUUAAUGUGUCAUUAUAUAACAUUCCUUAUAAGACUUGUAAAUAUUGGUGUUCUGUUUCUGACAUUUGAACUUGAAACCGAAGAGCUGCAAGAUUAUGUAUUUAACAAUAUUUGGUGGCAAAUAUUCAAUAAAUAGUUUACAACUGUUAA